This is a messenger RNA of Ambispora gerdemannii, 978 nucleotides long. Lineage: Eukaryota; Fungi; Glomeromycota; Glomeromycetes; Archaeosporales; Ambisporaceae. The record is from the annotation of a GenBank genome assembly.
AUGAACGAAUCUUGGCACAUUCCCGAGACUCUAGACUUUGACUGUCUACAAGAAAUUUCACAAGAUACCAGUGCAGAAAUAAACUCGGACACAAACAAUAACGUUAGCAUCAAGAAGGAAAAAAGGAACAACAAUGAAACUAUCGAAAAUGUAGAACAAACUUUAACCAAAACAUUAGAAGUGGAGAGUGAACCACGUCCUUCCACGAAAUACUCUCUAAAACAACGUCAUACGGAAGAUGUUUCAAACUUGAAAAGCUCUUUGGAUAAUGAUAAAAAUAAUGGUUGCAGUAGUACUAGUGGCAUUUCAAAAAAAGGGUUUAGUGUUACGAAUAAUAUCAAAGAAAAUACGUUUGCUAGUGAGACUUCACCUUCCUCUUCUAUAGGGGAGGGUAGCAGUAGUCAGAAAGAUCCGUGUGGGCCUAGAAUUAAUAAUGAUGACAAUAUUUAUUCAAAUAUCAAGCAUAGCAAUGCUACUACCAGUAAUGUCUCUUCGGAAUAUGAAUGUAACAUUUGCUUUGAUACUGCCUCUUCUCCUGUUCUGACUUUAUGUGGACACUUAUUUUGUUGGCCAUGUCUCCAUCAGUGGCUGGAAGUUCAAUCACAGAACCCGUUAUGUCCUGUCUGCAAAGCAGGAUGUGGUAAGGAUAAAGUAAUUCCUAUAUAUGGACGAGGGAAAGAAGCUAAAGAUCCGAGAAUGCAUUCAAGUAUUCCAAAUCGACCAGCCGGUCAAAGACCUCAACCACGGCGAGAUCCAAGUUCAACAGGGUCGCCAUUUUUCCCCGGGUCACAUUCCACUACAGCAUUCAAUCCACAUUUCUCGGUUACUGGUGUUAGUCUCUUUCCCUCAUUUUUUGGUCCCGAAUUUACUUUUCUUCCAGCUUCAGCGCCCGGACUGGCAACACCAGUCGACAAUUCCCCACAACAAACAGGUGGUGCGUACUUACGAUGGACUUACAUUUCUGUAUACUUACAUUAG